This is a messenger RNA of Talaromyces rugulosus, 1407 nucleotides long. RefSeq lists its product as uncharacterized. The transcript has a single exon. Lineage: Eukaryota; Fungi; Ascomycota; Eurotiomycetes; Eurotiales; Trichocomaceae. The record is from RefSeq and is a predicted model, not a curated record. Bases 1 to 1407 code for a protein of 468 amino acids.
AUGACAGGCGUCGCUCAACACUCAUACUAUAGUGAGAACUCUUUCGCCAGCGGUCAGACCAAACGCCCUCGUGGACCACGGCCGAAGCGCAAGUCCCAAGACGCCGAGGACGUGGCUUCGCAACAGCGUUCGCUAGCGGAGGACCUGAAAGCACAGGCUAUUGCCGAGUAUUUGAAUAACCAUCUGACUAUACCCAAAGAACAACCGAGUCUACUACGGGCAACAGACAGUGACUUAUUGCCUCUAUGGACGGCUAAAGGCGAAUAUCCGAUUCUAGAUCAUGCCGUAUCUGCUAUGGCUCUUGUUCUGUACUCGCGAAUUCACAAUUGUCCGCCGGCAGCCACUGAAGCUUGCCUGGAAUACGAGCAGCUAUUACAAAUAGUUCGAAAAUCGACGCCUGAACUAAACGAAAGCUCUAUUGAUUCGUACCUGCUUGCUAUAUUUUUUAUGGCCCGGUACGAAGAUGCAGUGCACCCCUCUGACAAUGAUACCCCGGAAAGGAUUUUUUCAGGCGUCCAAUACACGAGCUUUGAGCACCACGAUGGGGCCCUUGCGGCCCUAGCGCUGUGGAAAGAAAAGCUUAGCGAUGUCAAGCGACCUUCUACUAUUAUGAAGCAUACACGGCGAGGGCUAAUUAGGUCUGCUUUGCUUCGCAAGACCGCAUUGCCGGAUUUUUUGCUAGAUGGGGCGGCAUAUGGCGAGCAGGGUAUAGAUUUUGAAUAUGACAACAUUGUCGUGCGAAUUGUACAUAUCCGUGAACGACUGGCAGAGUUACUCAAACUCCAGCAAGGCGUUGAUAUUGAUUGUCAUGCGCGACAUGCCACUUUAGAGGCCCUCGAAAAAGAGGCACAAACAAUCGACAAGGAUUUACACGAUCUACCUACCCGGUUUCCUAGUGCGUGGGCAUAUAAAAGACACACUACGCCAGAAAGUUUUUCUACCUCCUCUUAUCCGACACCGGAAUUUUUACGCCCAAUAGUCUACACGUGCUCAAGUGUGGAGUACGCAGGAGUCUGGGCCUUAUAUUUCGCCACGAGAAUUCUGGUCAACGAAACACGCCUGGAAACACUUGACGCGGCCAAAUUUCUUCCUUACGAGCUCAGUUUAGGCUGUCACUCCAUAUUGAAGACGACGGCCGACGAUCUAGCGUCCAUCCUACCGUUUUGCCUAGGAAACAUCAAGCUCGUUCAACACAAAAAUAUACCGGAAUCCAUUGAAGUGCUGCCUAAAGAAGAUUUUUUAUUUAGCGAUAUCCGUUUAUUGGUCUGGCCUUUGAGUCUUGCUGUUGGCUUCGAUCAUCUAGAUCGCGAGCAGCGGUCGUGGUUUGGGGCGUUGCUCGUUCGGAUUGGGAAGGCAUUUGGAUUUGGAAUACUUGAGUCGGCUGGGUCUUCUGUGAAUGAAGUUUGA